ACGGCCAGCAGAGUACUAAAGGGACAAAGAACCGCUGCUUCACAUCCUAUCCCCUCCAACAGGUUGGAAACCUCGAGUCUACGUGUUGGUAGAGGGUGUACUGCUUGUUGUUCGUCUGCCAAGAUCACUCUUUUUCUCCCUGCAUCAUGCUACGCCCAGUUACCAUCCACUGUUUCCUGUCCACCUUGCUGUGCAUGUGGGUGCUGUGCAAUGCCCAGUCAGACUCCAAUGUAAUCCAGCUGCGUCUGGCCGGGGAGAAGCGGAAACACCAUGAGGGCCGAGUGGAAGUUUUCUACAAUGGGGAGUGGGGGACGGUGUGUGAUGAUGACUUCUCCAUCUACGCUGCCCAAGUGGUGUGCAGAGAGCUUGGCUUCGUGGACGCCGAGUCCUGGUCGCCCUCAGCCAAGUACGGAAGAGGAGAAGGCCGUAUCUGGCUAGACAAUUUGCACUGCACUGGUAAAGAGAAGAGCCUGGCUCAGUGUGAGUCCAACGGCUUGGGAGUGUCUGACUGCAAACAUUCAGAAGAUGUUGGGGUGGUGUGCACCCAGAAGCGCAUUCCAGGCUUCAAGUUCAUCCGGACCCAGGCCAACAUCGAGGAGGGUGUGACGGUGCAGGUGGAGGAUGUCAGGAUCAGGGCCACAUACUCUCACAGGAAAAGGAUUCCCAUCACUGAAGGUUUUUUGGAGGUGAAAGAUGGAGGCAAGUGGAGGCAGAUCUGCAACGAGGGCUGGACGGAGAUGAACAGUAGGGUGAUCUGUGGCAUGUACGGCUUCCCUACGGAGAAACGUUUCAACACCCGACCCUACAAAUUGCUGGCCAGUCGUCGCAAGAAGAACUACUGGGGCUUCUCUGUCAACUGCACAGGCAACGAGGCCGACCUGUCUGACUGCAAACUGGGCCGGGAGAUACAGAUGAAGGGCAACAGCACCUGUGAGAAGGGCAUGCCUGUAGUGGUCAGCUGUAUGCCUGGACGUGCCUUUGCCCCCAGUGUCAGCGCUGGCUUCAGGAAGGCCUACAGGGUGGAGCAACCCUUGGUGCGUCUAAAAGGCGGAGCUAUGAUAGGUGAGGGUCGAGUGGAGGUGUUGAAGAACGGCGAGUGGGGGACAGUGUGUGACGACAACUGGAACAUUCAAGCUGCCACUGUGGUGUGUCGAGAGCUGGGGUUCGGCAGCGCCAAAGAGGCCUUGACCGGCGCCAGACUGGGACAAGGGAUUGGGCCGGUCCACAUGAAUGAGGUGGAGUGCUCUGGGUUUGAAAAGUCUCUGACUGAGUGCUACUUCAACCGUGAAUCUGUGGGCUGCAACCAUGACGAAGAUGCAGCAGUCAGGUGUAAUGUUCCUGCCAUGGGCUUUCGCAAUAGACUUCGGUUAAAUGGUGGCCGUAAUCCCUACGAGGGCCGUGUGGAGGUCCUGACAGAGAGGAACGGCUCGCUGGUUUGGGGCACAGUGUGCAGUGACAGCUGGGGGACCAUUGAGGCCAUGGUUGUGUGCAGACAGCUGGGUUUGGGCUUUGCCAACCACGCUUUCCAGGAAACAUGGUACUGGGAAGGAGAUCCAUCAGCUAAUGCUGUGGUGAUGAGUGGAGUGAGGUGUUCAGGAACUGAGCUGACUCUGGAUCAGUGUCUGCAUCAUGGGGAACACAUUCACUGUCCCAGAGGAGGAGGACGCUUCGCUGCGGGGGUCUCCUGUACUCACACGGCCCCAGACCUGGUCCUGGAUGCCCAGGUUGUGGAGCAGACCACCUACCUGGAGGACAGGCCCAUGUACGUGCUGCAGUGUGCCCAGGAGGAGAAGUGUCUGUCCUCAAGUGCCGACAAAGCCGACGCCAGCUCCUACCGCCGUCUUCUGCGUUUCUCCUCCCAGAUCCACAACAACGGCAUGUCAGACUUCAGGCCGCUGUCUGGACCCCAGUCCUGGGUCUGGCAUGAAUGCCACAGACAUUUCCACAGUAUGGAGGUUUUCACCCACUAUGACCUGCUGAGUCUGAAUGGCACUAAAGUGGCAGAGGGACACAAAGCCAGUUUCUGUCUGGAGGACACCCAUUGUGACGAGGGUAUUCAGAAGAGGUACGAAUGUGCCAACUUCGGAUCACAGGGCAUCACAGUUGGCUGCUCGGAUACCUACAGACAUGACAUCGACUGUCAGUGGAUCGACAUCACAGACGUGAAGCCUGGUGACUACAUCUUCCAGGUUGUGAUAAAUCCCACCUUUGAGGUUGCAGAAUCAGAUUAUACCAACAACAUUAUGAAGUGCCGCAGCCGGUAUGAUGGACAACGGAUAUGGACGUACAACUGUCAUAUAGGUGGCUCACUCAGUUCAGAAACAGAAGAAACGUUCCCUGGAUUGCUGACCAACCAGAUUUCACGAAGGUAGAGCCCAAGAUGGACAACAAAGACGGACGGACAUUAGGGAAGCAUAUAUUAAUAUUUGACAACCACUAGAGGGGGCUGUACUGAUUUGCUUCCUUGGAGCAGUGCUGGAUUGUUGAGCUGAGGGCUCAACUGGUUUAAUGGACAAUGAUUCAAUGAGAAAAUGAACUGCUUGCUUACCACAUCUAUUAACCACAUUCCACUCUACAAAACUGUUCCUAUUUCUUAUUGUCUCUAGCCUUUGUUGUAUGUGAAAUGUAGAUCUUGACCUGGUGCUUAUUGGGAAAGAUGUCAGGUAAGAUUGCUGCCAAAUAAUGUUUUAAGUGUGUCAAAAGUUCCCUUCUAAGCCAAAGUGUUAGAAGGCAAAAAACCUCAAACUAAAAGCCAUUACAUGAAACCUUCACCCUAAUUUGUAAUUUGUUUGGUAUAGAUAAAAAAAUAUAUAUAUUUUGGUGCUACAACCGCUCAUUAUCUUGCACUAUAUGUUUUAUCUCAAAACAGUUGAACUGAAGGGGAGGUGUAUAAAUUGCGUACGUUUCUACAGUGUUGGAAAGUCAAUGGCUUUAAAUUAAGAACAACCUCAUUUUAUAAAAGCACAACUGACAAGACAAAUCAUUCCUGCUCUUACAAGCACUGUAUUAAACUUUCUACAAAGGAUGACAACUGCUAUAUAGGGUACCAAAAGGUGAAUUGUCUGUCAGAAUGAGGUAUGACGACAAUAAUUUGGAUUUGUUCCCUGUAGUAUUUCUGACAAUCUGUAAAGAUUUUCAGCCAUACAUUGAAGUCAGAAUAAAGCUGAGUGGAAGUGCUUAUUUUUCCUUCCAGGUGUUACGUUCCACAUACUUGAGCUCAAAUGUUCUAUUUAUUGAUUUAUUUCUUGGUCACUAUAGCAGACUCACAUUUUCAUCUUCAUGAUCUGCACAUCCCCUCAGCUUCUUUCUUUCUCACUGUCUUGAGUUUUGUUAAAUUAUUACCGUCAGGGACAAUUGUAACAUUGUGGAUGUACUGUAAAAGCCAAAAAUGUAUGUGAAAAUGCCUCUCCAUUGUUGUGUAAAUUAGUUUUUUUUAUGUGGCAAAUUCAAGGACCCUUCAUUUUAUAAGGGUACAUGUCAAUUGCUGCCCAACAGUUUUUAUUGUGUAUGCAUGGGUGAAUGUGGAAAUGCAUUACAUUUCCUGUAAUAAAGAAUGGUGAAAGCAAAUCUCACUUUAUAUGACAAAGCUACAACUUCAAAAUGUUUCAGUGUGUGGAAACGUUGUAAAAAGGACAUCAAGGUGAAGUAAAGAGACAUAAAUAUGUUUAAAAAGUGAAAGUGAAAGAUAACGUGUUGUAUGUAUGUCCGUUAGCCCACAUGUUAGCGUUCACAUCACAAUGGUAGUAACAUAAACAGUUUUGCUUAAGUAAAUAUAAUAAAGACUGUUGCAGAUUGA
Messenger RNA from Thunnus maccoyii (southern bluefin tuna), 3796 nucleotides. It is a transcript of the gene loxl2a, whose product is annotated as lysyl oxidase-like 2a. The record is from RefSeq and is a predicted model, not a curated record. The transcript is spliced from 14 exons. Gene Ontology annotation, cellular component: membrane. Gene Ontology annotation, molecular function: protein-lysine 6-oxidase activity; copper ion binding. Bases 147 to 2372 code for a protein of 741 amino acids. Gene Ontology annotation, biological process: peptidyl-lysine oxidation; sprouting angiogenesis. NCBI's taxonomy places the organism in Eukaryota, Metazoa, Chordata, Actinopteri, Scombriformes, Scombridae.